AUGGACCCUGCAUAUGACACCUGCUGGAAGAUCUGGCUGGCUUAUCAAGAGCGCAUGUGUCCGUUUCUCCCGGACAUCGGCCAUAUUUCCCCCAAGCUUGAAUUUCUGGAGCUUCUAGCUGCAGCUGGCCAUAGCUAUAUUGUCAAGGUCCGAUUCGAUGGCAAUAUCUUUGCCCUGAAGCUGUAUACGCUUACACAACCACACUGGUCGCCUUCACGAUUCGUGAUAAAUGCAUUAGAAAUGGAUCCUUUUAUCAUCGAAUGCCGUGUGUACGACAGUCUAAUCGAGAACAAUCUGACUGGAGUGGUCGGACCCUACUGCCACGGAUGGCUGACCAUCGAUCGAGACCAAGAAGACGGGCUACAAAUAGCCUUACGAAAGACCCUAAACUGGCGUCGGAGGUCAGACACAGAUGACAGUCCCAUUUGUGGACUACUGUUGGAAUACGUCCACGGGUGUACACUCGAGAAGGCCUACAUCACGCCUGCUGGGACUCAAAGCCUGCGAGAGCAAUUGGGAUAUCUGCAUUCCCUGGAUAUUAUUCAUGGGGACUUGUUUCCCCGGAAUGUCAUGGUAUCUGAGGAUGGCCGGGCCUUCCUCGUUGAUUUCAGCUCUGCCUGUUUGUGGCCUACUAAUCGCGCUAUUGUUCGCAAAAGAGAAACUUUCGACGAAUACAAAGAAGAUGAGAAAUCUAUCCUCGAAUUAUUCUUUUUCAGGCUUCAGAAUGUAAGCUUUCCCUUCCCUCGUUUGUUCUUCCUUACAUCUCACUGCAAAACAGUUAAAACGCCAUAG
Messenger RNA from Uncinocarpus reesii 1704, 792 nucleotides. RefSeq lists its product as uncharacterized. The record is from RefSeq and is a predicted model, not a curated record. Gene Ontology annotation, biological process: protein phosphorylation. Lineage: Eukaryota; Fungi; Ascomycota; Eurotiomycetes; Onygenales; Onygenaceae. Gene Ontology annotation, molecular function: ATP binding; protein kinase activity. Bases 1 to 792 code for a protein of 263 amino acids. The transcript has 2 exons.